Molecule: messenger RNA, 829 nt
Organism: Magallana angulata
Lineage: Eukaryota; Metazoa; Mollusca; Bivalvia; Ostreida; Ostreidae
Product: complement C1q tumor necrosis factor-related protein 3-like
Exons: 2
Coding region: 28-708 (226 amino acids)
Molecular function (GO): protein binding
Source: RefSeq, a predicted model, not a curated record
GAAUGUAUAUACGAAUUCUUAACAAUAAUGGCAGGGCUCCUUCUAGUAGCGGCGAUCGUGCACGUAUUUGUCCCAGUCCUACCACAGAACCCACUUGGUGGUUCCGCCUCCGAGUGCUGCGAGGCUCAGGCCGACGCGCUUCAAGGAAUCCUACAACGUGUGACGUCACUGGAGAGGGAGGUACAGACCCUCAAAGCCGAAAAUGCCAUUCUCAUCAAGAACGCGUCAUCUGAUGUGGCUUUGCAGAAUGAGAUUGCGCAGUUAAAAUCUCAGCAGCAACCCAUAGCCUUCUUUGCUGAACUAUCCAAUGACAUGGUGAAUCCAAGCAGUGGGCAGACAGUGGUCUUUGAUCAGAUCCUCACGAACGUCGGGAACGCCUACAACCCGUCCACGGGAAUCUUCACAGCACCCCUGCCGGGGACCUACCAUUUCAAUGUGGUCCUAUCCUCCCCACAAAACCGGGACGGUGCUCACUACAUGCAUUUCUUUCUGCUCCAGAACGGUCGGAAAAUCGCCUACCUGUUUCUGGACCAUAACACUGACUACUGGAUCCACACCUCAUCCUCGACAGUGGUUCAGGCUAUGAAGGGGGACCAGUUUUGGCUGAGUGUGGGGUUUGCAGGGGGACAGCAUACGCUUGCUGGUCACAAGCAGGGCGAGGGGGAAAUUCAUAGUCAUGUCUCGGGGUUUCUGAUCCAGGCCAUAUAACCAAGAGAGGAAUUCAAACACGAUUCUUGAUACUCGGAAGUCUUUACUGUUUUUCAUGAACCAUGUAUGUUCAAAAGUCUAUACUUAGUAUGUAACAUGUUUAUUAAACUUGUUUGAGCAA